AUGGCGGCUCAUCUCCUGGCCCUAGUCUACUUCCUCGCCCUCACUCCGGCGCUCGCGCACCCGUGGAAGCGCGCCGAGCUCGGCGUGCCCGAGUUCAAGCUCCCGGCGCCCGCUUACGGCCCGCGCAACCCCUCGUUUCUCCUCGGCCCCGGCAAGGCAGGCGUCGCGACCGAGGAGAAGGUCUGCUCCGAGCUCGGCCUGUCCCUCAUGCGCGACAAGGGCGGCUCGGCCGUCGACGCGGGUAUCGCCUCGGCCCUCUGCGUCGGCAUGAUCAACGCCUUCGAGUCCGGUAUCGGUGGUGGUGGCUUCAUGGUCGUCAAGCCGUCGCCCAACUCGGGUGAGCAGGCCCAGCAGAAGAAGCGCAGCACGGUCAAGCGUCACAGGGACCGCUGCGGCGACGACGAGGAGUACGGCCACGGCGGUCAUGGCGGCAAGGGAGGCAAGGGAGGUGACGGCGGCAAGGGCGGCGAUGGGGGCAAGGGUGGGGACGGAGGCAAGGGCGGUGAUGGCGGCCAGGGCGGCGAUGGCGGCGAUGGAGGCGACGGUGGUGACGGCGGCGACGGUGGUGACGGUGGUGACGGCGGUGACGGCGGUGAGGGUGAGGGCGGCAACACCCCCUCGACCAUCUACUCGAUCAACUACCGCGAGGUCGCUCCCGCCGGUGCCAGCCAGGACAUGUACGCCGCGACCGGCCGCAACGGCUCUCAGAUUGGCGGCCUGGCCGUCGGUGUUCCCGGCGAGCUUCGCGGCUGGGAGAAGGCGCACAAGCUCGGUGGUCGUCUGCCAUGGCACGACGUUGUCCAGCCUGUCGCCGACCUCGGCGCCAACGGCUGGAAGGUCUCCAAGCAGCUCGCGUCCAUCCUGUCUGGCCCCUACUCCGAGUUCAUGAAGGACGACCCGAACUUCGCCGAGAUCUACUGGCCUACCGGCUCCCCCGCCAAGGAGGGCGACACGAUCUACCGCAAGAAGUACGCUGCGGCGCUCACCAAGAUCGCCAACGAGGGCGCCGACGCGUUCUACACCGGCGCCAUUGCCGAUGACAUCAUCAAGGCCACCUCGGCGCGCAACGGUAUCCUCACCCACGGCGACCUCGCCAACUACACUGCCGUCCAGCAGGAGGCUAUCAGCACGACCUUCCGCGGCAAGACGGUGCACACGAUGGACGCGCCGUCCAGCGGUCUCGUCAUGCUCGGCCUGCUCAACAUCUACGAGCCGUACUUUGGCCAGGCCGAGUGCUGGAGCACCGACGACAUGUUCCACCGUCUCGAGUCGAUGCGCUUCGCCUUUGGCGCGCGUACCAAGGUCUCAGACCCGGCCUUCAACCCCAACCGCACCCUCAUUGAGAGCUACAAGACCAAGGAGUGGGCCGACGAGCAGCGCGCCAAGAUCACCGACAGGACCCACGAGCCGGCCUACUACGGCAUGACCCAGAUCUCGCCCCCCGACCACGGCACCACGCACGUCUCGGUGCUCGAUGCUGACGGCGGCGCGUUCAGUGCCACCACGACCGUCAACCUCGCCUGGGGCAGCCACGUCAUGACGUCCGAGUACGGCAUCAUCCUCAACAACCAGAUGGACGACUUCGCCGUCCCUGGCGCGCCCGACGCGUUCGGCCUCGCCCCCCAGGUUGCGAACUACAUUGCGCCCGGCAAGCGCCCCCUCUCGUCCACGGCGCCCACAAUCAUCGAGGACGAGGAGGGCAACGUCGUGACCGUCAUCGGCGGCGCGGGCGGCUCGCGCAUCUUCCCCGGAGUCGCGCAGGCGAUCCUCAACCUCGAGUGCGGCGACGACGUCAACCGCGCCAUCCAGCGCCCCCGCUGGCACUCGCAGCUCAGCCCCAACGUCACCACGCUCGAGGUCGGUAUCAACGACGACGCCGAGCCCAAGGACGUCGUGCGCGGCCUCGAGGACAGGGGCUACUACAUCGCUCUCUUCGACCUCAACUACCCCACCAGCAACGUCCUCGGCGUGCACGUUACCGACGAGGGCGUCACCGCCGCCAGCGACUCGCGUCUCAACGGUGUCGCGGCGGUCUACUAAGCAAGAGAUUAAUAAUACCAGUCAAAAGGGAAUGAAACGGGCUUGCGCAAGG
Vanrija pseudolonga is the source of this 2092-nucleotide messenger RNA. RefSeq names its product Glutathione hydrolase proenzyme 1. NCBI's taxonomy places the organism in Eukaryota, Fungi, Basidiomycota, Tremellomycetes, Trichosporonales, Trichosporonaceae. The transcript is spliced from 3 exons. The record is from RefSeq and is a predicted model, not a curated record. Gene Ontology annotation, biological process: glutathione catabolic process. The coding region runs from base 1 to 2040 and encodes 679 amino acids. Gene Ontology annotation, molecular function: glutathione gamma-glutamate hydrolase. Gene Ontology annotation, cellular component: fungal-type vacuole; plasma membrane.